GCUCGCGCUUAUUAGCACUUGCAAGCACAUCAUGGCUGAUAUGGAAGUCGACACCCCUGCAGCUGCUCCUGUUGUAAAGAAAGAGAACAAAGAUGACACGAAGGAAGGCAAGAAGAGAUUCGAGGUAAAGAAGUGGAAUGCCGUAUCGCUCUGGGCGUGGGAUAUCGUCGUAGACAAUUGUGCUAUAUGCAGGAAUCAUAUCAUGGACCUAUGUAUCGACUGUCAGGCGAAUCAGGUCUCAGCGACAAGUGAAGAGUGUAACGCUGCUUGGGGUAUCUGCAACCAUGCCUUUCAUUUCCAUUGCAUUUCCCGUUGGUUGAAAACGAGAAAUGUAUGCCCAUUGGACAAUCGUGAAUGGGAACUACAGAAAUACGGGCGUUAAGACAUGUAUCACUCUUCAAGCUCUCAAAGGACUCGAUUAUGUAUCAUAGAGCACUAUCCCAUGUUCAUGUAUUUCCUGGUUGCUAUCCAAAAUGUGCCAGCUUUCUAACCUGGUGUUACUU
Serpula lacrymans var. lacrymans S7.9 is the source of this 503-nucleotide messenger RNA. RefSeq lists its product as uncharacterized. The record is from RefSeq and is a predicted model, not a curated record. Gene Ontology annotation, biological process: ubiquitin-dependent protein catabolic process; protein ubiquitination. Gene Ontology annotation, molecular function: cullin family protein binding; zinc ion binding; ubiquitin protein ligase activity. Lineage: Eukaryota; Fungi; Basidiomycota; Agaricomycetes; Boletales; Serpulaceae. Gene Ontology annotation, cellular component: cullin-RING ubiquitin ligase complex; nucleus. Bases 32 to 382 code for a protein of 116 amino acids. The transcript is spliced from 6 exons.